Molecule: messenger RNA, 789 nt
Organism: Plenodomus lingam JN3
Lineage: Eukaryota; Fungi; Ascomycota; Dothideomycetes; Pleosporales; Leptosphaeriaceae
Cellular component (GO): intracellular anatomical structure
Molecular function (GO): oxidoreductase activity, acting on NAD(P)H, oxygen as acceptor
Source: RefSeq, a predicted model, not a curated record
AUGAGCGAGACUAAGGAUAUGGUUGUUAUACUCACCGGUGCUUCGAGGGGAAUCGGCCUUUCAACAGCACACCACCUCCUCUCCACAAACCUCACCACCAAACUCCUCAUCACCGCACGCACCCUCGCGCCCCUCGCCGCCCUGCAAGCGCAAUACGGCGCCGCGCGCGUCGAAGUACUCGCCGGCGACGCCGCGGACUUUAGUCUAGCGGGGGAGGCGGUGGAGCGGGUGUUGCGGCGGUGGGGUAGGCUGGACGCGCUGGUUGUGAAUCAUGGGGGCUUGGAGCCUGUGCGGAAGGUGGGGGAGAGUUCGGUGGAGGAGUGGCGGGCCGCAUUUGAUCGGAAUGUAUUUGGGGGCCUUUCUUUUAUCCAAGCCGCCCUCCCCGCUCUCCGCACCUCCCACGGCCGCAUAAUCCUCAUCUCCUCGGGCGCCGCAACAACCGCCUACCAAGGCUGGGCCGCCUACGGCGCCGGCAAAGCCGUCCUCAACCACCUCGCCCUCAGCCUCGCCGUCGAAGAGCCUCUGGUAACGAGCAUAGCGCUGCGACCGGGCGUCGUGGACACGGAGAUGCAGCGCGAGAUUCGCGAGGUGCAUGCGGCGCAGAUGAGCGAGGGGGAUAGGGGGAAGUUUUUGGGGCUCAAGGAGGGGGGGAAGUUGGUGAGGCCGGAGCGGGUUGGGGCGGUUGUGGGGAGUUUAGCGGUGGGGGUGGGGAGGGAGUUGAGUGGGCGGUUUUUGAGUUGGGAUGAUGAGGUUUUGGCGGGGUUUCAGGGGGAGGAGGGGUCUGGGUGA